Vicugna pacos (alpaca) is the source of this 1688-nucleotide messenger RNA. RefSeq names its product acyl-CoA binding domain containing 7 (gene ACBD7). Gene Ontology annotation, biological process: fatty acid metabolic process. NCBI's taxonomy places the organism in Eukaryota, Metazoa, Chordata, Mammalia, Artiodactyla, Camelidae. The record is from RefSeq and is a predicted model, not a curated record. Gene Ontology annotation, molecular function: fatty-acyl-CoA binding.
CGGGAUCUGGGGAAUCCAGCGCCGGGAGUGUGGCCGCAGUUGAGUGCCGUCACCAUGUCCCUGCAGGGUGAUUUUGAUAAGGCAGCUGACGACGUGAGGAAGCUGAAAACCAGGCCAGACGAUGAGGAACUGAAAGUCCUCUACGGGCUCUACAAACAGUCUGUAGUGGGAGACGUGGAUAUUGAAUGUCCAGGAGUGUUAGAUCUAAAAGGCAAGGCUAAAUGGGAAGCCUGGAACCUCCAAAAAGGAUUAUCGAAGGAUGAUGCCAUGAGUGCCUAUAUUUCUAAAGCAAAAGAGCUGAUAGAAAAAUACGGAAUCUAGAAUUCAGCGCGUGAGAAAAUUUCCCUUUUCGGAGCCUUCGUAAUGGUAUCAUGACCUAAGAUUUAGGGAAGGGACAUGCCAUUAACUCUUUCCGUAUCAUGAGUAUUUUUGCUAUUAACACGAAUUGCAGUUCUUAACUAGAGGUAUGCUGAAACUACAUAUUUAGUGAAAUUUUACUUGCUAAAACCAGGCAAGUUUUAAAAGUUGUUUUACAGAAGUAUUGCUCUGGUCGCAUGUGCACAGAAACAUUAACAUUGGUUGGUUCUUCUAGCUCAUCUGUUUUUCUUCAGUGAGCUGUUCUUACUGGUGUGAUCAAAGCAGCUGAUUAAAAACCAGUAACAAGACUCUUCCUCGUUGCACAUGAAGCUUUGAGGUUUCCACUGUCACAGGGCCUUGGCAGUCACGGACAUUCCUGGUUCCAGCCCUCUUCCUGUGAUGUCUUUACCAGAUAACCUGAGGCAAAUCACUAGGCUUGGUUAGCCUCAUCUGUAGAGUAAGGGGGAAAAAAUCAGUCUCCCAGGGCUGUGAGAAUGGAAUGAGAUAACCGAUUAUCCUACCGUCAUUUUAAAGCAUAUCCUGUAUAAAGCGUAACAGUAAGCAACAAAGUUUUUAAAAAUAAACUUGCGAGUCUAUCUGAAGCCCUUCAAAGAAAGAAAAAAGCCAUCAUGGGAAUAUCAACUAUUUGUCUUUGAAUUUUUACCUUUCUGUCAAAUAGAAAAAUCAAGCUGAAAUGUAGAAGCUAGUGAUGAUAAAGUGUACAGUGGCUGUGCUUCUUACAUCCAGUUUUAUCAGAGUGAAAAAUGCAGAGUCUGAAAUAUCAUACUGGACCAGUUCUCAAUCUGACGUGCCUGUACACAUGGUCUCUGAAAAAAAGGUAAUCUCAUUUACACGGUCCUAAAAUCUAUUUAAGAUUCCACUGGCUAAAAAUCCCUUCGAACUGUGUACCUCUAUUCCCUGAAUAAGGAUUCAGACUUGGUGUCAUAUGACCAGAGGGAUAGAUUGAUUUCAUAUGACUUUUUUAAAAAGUCUGGAUGGACUAGAUGAAUUGCCAGGGAAUUAUAAUGAGUGAAAAAAGUCAACCCCGAAAGGUUACGCACUGUAUGAUCCCAUUUAUGUAACAUUCUUGAAAUGGCAAAAUUAUACACAAAGAGGACUGAAUAGUGAUGGCCAGGGAGGAGGAGGAUUGGGGGUGAGAGGAGGGGAUCCAGUGGUGAUGGAAUGUUCUGUAUUCUGACUAUCUGUGUCAUCUUCGGCUGUGAUAUUACACUAGAGUUUUGCAAGAUGUUGCCAUUAGGGGAAACUUGUAUCGUUUCUUAGAAACACCUGUGAAUCUACAGUUAUCUCAAAAUAAAAAUUUUAAUUAAAAA